Molecule: messenger RNA, 6543 nt
Organism: Centrocercus urophasianus (Greater sage-grouse)
Lineage: Eukaryota; Metazoa; Chordata; Aves; Galliformes; Phasianidae
Gene: SMTNL2
Product: smoothelin like 2
Exons: 8
Coding region: 93-1469 (458 amino acids)
Biological process (GO): actin cytoskeleton organization; positive regulation of vasoconstriction
Cellular component (GO): I band; M band; microtubule organizing center
Molecular function (GO): tropomyosin binding; protein phosphatase 1 binding
Source: RefSeq, a predicted model, not a curated record
GAGAAGAUCUGUUAGGAUUACUGAGCCGUCGGCUCCCGAGUUUCCCCCGAGCCUAUUUGGCCGCACCACAGAAACUGCGGGCCGUGAACACCAUGGCUAGCGAGAUCGACAACCUGAACAGCCACGAAGCAAAGACGGUAUGCGAGGCGUUGGGGCGCUAUGAAGACACGUUGCGAGGCGCUGUUCGGGAGAUCCAUGUGGACAUUCAGGUGUUCAAGCAAGGCGUGAGUCGGCAGGUGGAUGAGGUGCUGCGCCUCGCCAGCCCCCUGGCUCGCAGCGUCUCGGAGCUGCAGCAGGAGAACCAACGCCUGCGGGUGCAGCUGGAGCGUCUUGCUCGGCAGGUGGAGGCCCUCAGCCGGUCGGCGGGGCUGCCGCAAGAGUGGCAGGAGGAGGCAGAGAGGAGCCCUCCGGCUGUGGGACCCAGCUCUCCAGUGCCGGCUUUUUCUGCAGACAGGUUCUCCACCCUUGCGAAGCUAGCAGUGUCUGGUCGGAGCCAAAGUGUAGACCUGGAUGACCACCACAAACCUGAGUUUAGAAGAGUUUGCAGUUCUUCCAUCAUUGAAAAUGGGCAUCAGUCUUCAUCAGGUCAGGCAAAAGCCUCCCAUCAGCUGCCCUCUUCUUAUAGGUCAGACUCUUCCCCUGAGGCCCAUGCUCCUGUAAUGACCUUACAGAUGCCCCACCUUCCUGUUACUGCAGUAACCAGAACAUCAGAGAAGUUUUCAGGAGAAGCUGCUCAUUCAGCAGGAACAACUGGUGCACCCACUGGCCUGCUUGGACAAAGCCAGAGCAAAAGUGAGAUGGCAUUGAAAGCUUCUAACCAGACAGUGAAUGCCACGUCUGUCACUAAGCCUGUCUCUACUGCAAGCUAUGAAGCAAGCAGUGGAAACAAAACUGGUGAAAGUGCAACUGAUAAUUUCUGUGGUGUGACGCCCAAGCCUCACUCCUCUCCUCCUGCUGUACAGCGUCAAGUCGAAAGAAGGCGAGAACUGGUACGGUCUCAGACGCUUCCACGAACUGCAGGAACACAGGCCAGGAAAGCGCUUUUUGAGAAAUUUGAGCAGGACAGUGGGAAAGGAAAAGGACAAUCCAGACCUAAACUGAAGAGAUCACAGAGUUUUGGGGUUGCCAGCGCUAGCAGCAUUAAGCAAAUUUUGUUAGACUGGUGUCGCUCAAAAACCAUAGGAUACAAGCACAUUGAUCUCCAGAACUUCUCCUCAAGCUGGAAUGACGGGAUGGCAUUCUGUGCUCUUGUACAUUCUUUCUUUCCUGAAACUUUUGAUUAUAAUAAGCUUGAUCCAGCUAACCGCAAGCAGAACUUUGAGCUGGCUUUCACCAUGGCUGAGAAAAUGGCUCACUGUGAUCGUCUGAUAGAAGUGGAUGACAUGAUGAUGAUGGGCCACAAGCCAGAUCCCAUGUGUGUCUUCACUUAUGUCCAAUCUCUGUAUAAUCAUCUACGGCGCUUUGAGUAAAGCCAUCACCACCCAUCCAGCCAGAAUGAUCAAGUACAUUGUGCUAAUGGGAAGACUGACAUUUUGCAAAUAGAACACCGUUAGUUCUUGCAAGCAUGUGGACAGUGAAAAGCAUUCAAUUGUAUUUGCGGACUGAAGUGUUGCUGAGCAGUGCCUAUGUACUUUUGGUGCUAAUAGUAGGUUUAAUUUUUAAUAUUCUCUCAAAGGUUACAGGAAGCUGAAUCUCAGCUCCUGUCUCUGUUAGAAUUACAGAAUGGCUUGGGUUGGAAGGGACCUUAAAGAUCAUCUAGUUCUCAUCCCACCGCUGUGGGCAGGGUUGCCACUCGCUAGAUCACGUCGCUCAAAGCUUCAGCCACCCUGGCCUUGGAUACUUCUGGGAAUGGGGCAUCCAAAACUUAUCUGGGAAACCAGUUCCAGUUCCUCGCUGUCUUCAUGGUAAAUAAUUUCUGCCUAAUAUCUAAUCCAGAUCUCUACCCUCUUUUGGUAGGGUAACUCCUUGUCCUGUUGCUACAUUACUGGGCUAGAAACAGUUUUAUACGCUGACAAGUAAUUCUGCUAUGAAGAUGUUCCCUCCUAAAAAUACAGGUAAAACUCUAGGAGGCAGCUACUUCACUUCCACUUCUUUGCUCAGUAUCCCACAGAAAUAAUAGACAAGAAAGAUCCUGUUUAGCAAAUUUAGCAAUAUUACCCCUCCACCAUCUCCAUCCCACUCCAGCGAAUGCGUGCGUGCACACAUGCGCGUGUGAAAUAGGCACUAUUCUGAGCUCUGGAGAGCAGAGGCCCAGCGUGGACAGGAAUGAAGCCUUUACAGCUUCAGUCCCCGUGUUCUCUCUCUAAUGUGGCCAGGCAGUGUUCCAAAAAAAAGUGUGAAAUACGUGGGAGCUCUAAAAUGCCUCGGGCUAGUAUCUGGUUUCAAUUAAAUGAAUGUUAAGUCAACAGUGUCUCCAUUAACUAGAGUGGGUUUGCGCCAGAAUUGCUAGACGUAAAGUUCAUGUUUUAUCUUUUCUGACUUUCUGUUUGCUAAAUCAACAUAGCUUUGUUCUCCCAUUGAACGCUGUAAACAAAAACACUAAAUAAGCAUAUUUUUUUUUCUAGGGCCUUUUAAUGUAUUUCUAUUCUAAGAAUAGUCUAUAUAAAGUAAAAACGGCCAGCCGCAAGCCCUCAACUCAUGCUAGAGAAUGGGUUUUUAACCUGCAUUUAUUUAUGCUCUUUGUAGAUAGUUACAAAGAUGACUUUGGCUCUGUGUUGAUGACAGUUCAUAAUGAAACAUAUAAAAUGUUCUUUAGAAUUACUGCUUCUUUAUAGAAGGAUUUUAUUUUAUCCUUCCUUUCCAGUGAAGUUUACUUAAGAAACCAUGAAUGAAGCAACCGCUUUAUCAGACAAAGUCUGAAAAGAAAAAGCCAUGUAAAGGUAGAGUAUAAGCCACCUGCUGAAGAGCUGGAUCACCAAAAGCUGUUUGCAGUGUGCCCAGCCUGUUUCUACAACACGCUGGAAACAGCUUGAAAGCGUGUUUGAAAUGUGCAUCUUAGUAUGGUUCUGAAAGACGUGAUUAAACUGGCAGUGAUCCCAGGCACUGCUCAUACAGGUUUAGUGCAAGUGGGCAGAGGGCAGGCAAGGUGUUUGUAAUGUGUCUGCCAUUGCCUUUGGUUCCUAACUUUCUUGAAUGAUCAUAGUUCUGAUGGAUAAAUUGUUCCAACAAACACUCUGUGAACCAGUUGUGUUUUGGAGAAAUGAUGAAUCAGGCACAAUGAGAAAUGAGUCUGCAGUAGGUAUGUGACGUGCGUAUUUCCGUUCUUAUAGCGGAAUAUUUUUCAUCGACUAGCAGAGCCAAGUUCCACUGCAGCUGUAUUACUGGCAGCAGCAGCUUUAUACAUUUGAUUUGUACGCAGUCUCAGGUCAUGAAUGAUUGUCCUGUGUGAUUUGAGUGCUGAGGACAUGGUUAAGUGCUUGGCCCAUUUUGGUCUAGUAGCAAAUAACUAUAAAAAAGGAAAUUCUAGGCAUAAGUAGUUUUGCCAAUUCAUGAAGGGGAAUUAAGGUUUUUGCUACAGUUGAGCUUGUUCUCAUUUACCCAAAAGCUGUUUGUGCAGUUUCCAAAAUUUCUCCCAUUUUAAAGAGACGAUCAUAAAGGCAUCUUGCCAGCUGGGGAGUAGAAGACAGGUUUUAACUCCUGAUGGUUUGUAUAUAAGGACGUGAUAGGUAUGGUAUUAUCGCAUAGUUAUAGGAAAGUACAGUGCACUAAAAUGCGUUAGAGAAUGCCUGAUCAAAAUAUAUAGCCUGGAUGAGAUUGUAUGAUUAAAUUUAAUGAUGUGUGUAAAGUAUCCCCUGAUGUUUUUUUAGUGUUUCUGGUUAAAAGUAAUACAGUGUGCAUGAAUAUGAUGGUAAAUGUAUUUAACAUGAAUGACAAAGGAACAAUGUAUGAAGUCAGCAUAUUGUGUUUUACACAGAUAGAGUGUCUCGGAUUUUUUUUCCAGUUUCUGCACUGUAUCCAAUAUUCAGUACUAUCUCAGGUUGUUGGCAUCUUCAUCCUACUUCUAAAGUCUGGAUCAAUUUUUUUAUGUCAGAUUUUCAGAAUACUCCCAGCAGAGCCAUUACCUACUGUUUAGGUGAUUGUAUUUCUCCUUGUUAAAACCUUCAAAGCCCUCACACUUUCGGCCUUUAAGCACAUUUUGUUCUCUUUAGUCAGUGUUGUUGUUUACAAGCCAUUUCUGAGCAGUUUUGCCUUAGAACAUAGCACUGAAAUAGACUACAUGCUGGGGGAUUAACCUUCAAAAGCUGUGAGUAAUUCUGUUCUUAAAAAGCAAUGCAAGUGACUCUCUGUCUUCUUGUACUAGCUGUAUAUGAAAUUAACAACAAAGACAAAAGGAUAGCUGUUAAAGAUGCGCACUGAAAUCUAAGCAGUGCAAGCAUUUUCUUAGGCCAUCGUUCACUGCCACUGUCCAUUUGAUUUUCACUUUUAAAAAAGUAUCUCCAUAGGUGACUUUCAAGUAACCAAAUCUAUUGACCCAUCCUGAAGGCACUGCAUCUGCUACAGAUAGAUAUCAUUACAGGGAGAUUAAAAUGGUAGCCCAAGCAAGUCCGAGGGAUCUGUCCCAAACCUGUCACUGGCAGAGGUUUCCGGUUUGUUGAGAGUCUACAGCAUCUCUGCCUCUAAAAAUCCUGGCUUCUAACAAGGACUUGUAGACAUAAAUGGUGAAUGCCAUUAAAUCAGUACUCGUAAGACAAAUAACGAUAGAAGUGGAGGAAAUAUUCUAUGAAUAUAGAAGAUUCUUGUUCUAUUGAGCAAAGCAGCAAGAAAGUUCUGAUUAGCCUACACAUUCUGGACUGAGGGAGGAAAUACAGGUAAAAUUCCAGUUCCACUUUAUCUGCAUUCUGGUUUUGAUGCUCUCCAGUGGAGCACUGUCACGAGUGCUGACUGCAGUAGCAGUACCAAAUACACUGCUGGGAUCAUCACCUGAUCGAGCAUGGAUGGAAGUAGGGAAGGGAUUGGGACAGGGCCCUAGGAAAGAAUAUCCCAUGAACUUCAGCUUUUUAGGGAAAAAAAAAACACAAAAAACCCACAACAAAACAACAUUCACUUUUAGAACUAUUCCUCACCUCUGGUUUGUCAGUGUUACCGCAGUUUUUGCCAAUGGUGAAACAUUAAGAAUGCUUUUAUGGAGGGAAAUCGAACACUCAAGCUAAAGGCUGAGCUGGUUUUUAAAGGUAGACUUAAGCUGCCGUUCCAACUGCUGAUCUUGUCUCAAUAUACACUGUUAAAGUUACCACAGAACAAUCCAGUGGCCUGGUUUGAACCUUAUGAACAGGAACCGUCAGGCCCCAUUAUAUUCUACGUAAACCUAUAGAAGAUUAUGUCAUUUCAAAUUUGUUCAUGAUUCAAAAAAAGCUUAAAAAGGACAAAAACCAGGCUGCAUCCUGUGAUUCCAUCAAAGAAAGUGCCUUCUCAUGUCCACGAACACGUUACAUAGAGGCAGUAAUACAUAAUAAAUUUGUUAUAAAAAAUCAUACAGAAGUCAUACAAAUCAUCCAUGAUUCGCCAUGGCAGAGAACUACUGCUGUCACCACAGUCUUAUUCCCAUUUCUAAAGCAAGCAGUGGUGACGGGGUGAUACUGUGAUAUUGUGAAGCAAGUGUAGCACUUUGCCUUUGGCAAGGGAAUAGGCUAUAGUAGUCAAGAUAAUAUUAAGCAAUAACACUUUUCACCUAAUAAUACAGAUUUACAACACGAAACAGUGUUUGUGGUAAGAGGCAGAAUGCAUGUUUGAAGUGGAACACACAAACUCAUCGUGCAACUCUGUAGCCAAAUACCACGUUCAUUCAUCUUUCCUCUCAUUCCUGUUAGUUUCAGCUAAUAAUCAGCUGCAGUCUCGUGCUUUAUCCUAAUGCCAGUAAAACGUGAAAAAGCAAAAACCCCCACCCUACAGUAAUCUUUAACAUGCGUGGGUCAAUGAAUAAGAGCCAUGCAGGAAGCAUUUGUUGUUACUGAUAAUAAGUUCGUAUAAUGUUAUAAAAUUCAUCCCGUAAAUCUGGGCUUUUUAAUCAUAACUACUGGACAGCUCAGUUCACCUGACAUCACCUUUUGGAUUAUAUGUAUUAUAUGCAUCAAGACACUGUGAUCUUGGAUGGUUAACUUUACACAGCGCCCUGCAAGGCAGCGUACAGACUUCAGUCAAACUUUUUCUCAUCAGAUUUGUAAAAUGUUAGCGCAGUAAACACAGAGUUUGAUCUUUCAACUGCAUUGGAAUUGGUUUUGACUUGCGUCUAUUUCUACUGAUUGUGCUGUUAAAUUUAUUUGCAACUGCUUUUUUUUCCUGUUGUUGUUGUUGGUUUGUAUUUACACGCGUGGGAAUUUGGAUAUAGUUUUCAGUAUACCCAGCAGUGUCAUCUACACGGUUCACAGUGGAAAGCUUCGUGCAUCAGGAAAUACCCAGACAGCAGCUGCUGUGCCGCACCGCCUUUCUGAGGGUGAUGGUAAAGAGAGCAGGUGGUGCUGGAGCAUUUGGUACAAAUUGUAACAAACAUUAAAACAUGCCUUUGUGAAUUUAGAGCUGGAAACGUGUGUGUUUUUGUUAGCAUAA